AUGUCAAGUUUAGUGGUCACUCAAGAGAGCGAGUUCAACUUUAUCUUGCGUAUUCUGAAUACAAAUAUUGAUGGAAGAAGAAAAGUGAUGUACGCUCUUACAGCUAUAAAGGGUAUCGGAAGAAGAUUUUCCAAUCUUAUCUUAAAGAGAGCUGGGGUAGAUUUAACCAAGAGAGCUGGACAGCUUACAGAGGAAGAGAUUGAAAAAAUCGUGACGAUUAUUAAUAAACCAACGGAGUAUAAUAUUCCUACUUGGUUUCUUAAUAGAAGACGUGAUAUUGUGGUUGGGACUGAUUCACAAAUUGUAGCCAACUUUUUGGAUGCCAAGAUGAGAGAGGAUUUGGAAAGAAUGAAGAAAAUGAUGCUGCAUAGAGGUCUAAGACACUGGUGGGGAGUCAAAUGCAGAGGUCAAAAGACCAAGACUACUGGAAGAAGAGGAAAGACUGUUGGUGUCGCAAAGAAGAAGUAA
Molecule: messenger RNA, 468 nt
Organism: Blepharisma stoltei
Lineage: Eukaryota; Ciliophora; Heterotrichea; Heterotrichida; Blepharismidae
Source: the annotation of a GenBank genome assembly